AUGGCGCAAAAGCUGCAGUGCGACAAGUGUGAAUACCGGGGAGAGAAACUGGCGCUGCGGGUUCACCGUUCAAAAACACAUCGAGACAGUGCUCGUAAUAAGCAGAUAUGCAAGGAGGUUUCGGACGGGGAGCCUUGCACGGAAACCUUCUGGUCGGUGAUCGGUCUCAGAGAGCAUCUCGCCAAACGGCAUGGAAUUGAUGCGGCGACCCACUCGCUGACAGAGGAGUUUAACUCCGUGGAUGAAUUUCAGGCUUGGAAGGCCCAGUACGAGGCAGCCAAUGGGGUGGUGUACAACAUCGCCUCCAGCCGACCCCGGAGCGGUACAACGGCCCGCUACUUGUGCUCCCGGUCCGGCGUGUACGCACCGGCAGGAACCGGGAAGAGGCGGCUCAAGUCGCAGGGCACGUGCAAGCUGGGCUGCCGCUGCACGUCGGACGUCGUGGCGACUACCCGGGAGGACGGCACGGUGCUUGUGAAGGUGCAUCCGUUCCAUUACGGUCACCCCACCGACAUGAGUAACAUACCGCAUGUCAGGAUCCCCAAACUACAUAAAGCUGCCAUAAAAGAAAAGCUGCUGAAUGAUGUGCCAAUGUCGCGGAUUAUUAAGGACGUGCGGGAGACGUUCGGAAGAGACGCGGCGGCAGGCACCAGCGCCAGUCGGACGUACUGGCUGCAGCGGCGGGACUUGCAUAACAUGUGCCGGUCGGUCGGCGUCACGGCGGCGAGCCUUGGGGAGCACCUGCGCGUCACCAGGGGCGGCUGCACCCGCAAGACGGCAUUAGAACUUCGGACCUCUGGGGGCAUCUCUACGAAUAUCCAUGUGAAAGCUUUUCAACGGGUCCUUAAAUACCAGCACCUCAACGGAAAGAUGAACAAGAGGGUUGACGAGUAAGCAGCAUUUGAAACAUCACCCUCAUCCCCUUACACACAGCACAGUCCACAUGCAGUGAGUUUGGUUUUGUUCAUCGGUACAAGCGGUGGCGUCAGCGGGUUUUAAGGCGUGUAGGCCAGCCCGGAACACGGU
Pollicipes pollicipes is the source of this 1026-nucleotide messenger RNA. RefSeq lists its product as uncharacterized. The record is from RefSeq and is a predicted model, not a curated record. The transcript is spliced from 5 exons. Lineage: Eukaryota; Metazoa; Arthropoda; Thecostraca; Pollicipedomorpha; Pollicipedidae. The coding region runs from base 1 to 894 and encodes 297 amino acids.